CAUCAUCAUCAAACCCACCUUUCAUAUCGUUCUUAUUUCUGGAGCUAAACAUUCAUAUUUGCACAACCCUCUUACUUACUCAUUUUGUCUUUUGAAGAUGAUGGAAGUAGUGGAAGAUAUUGUGAUUGUGGGAGCUGGGAUUUCAGGCCUCACUACAUCUUUAGGACUUCACAGGAUGGGAAUCAAAAGCUUAAUAUUGGAAUCAUCAGACAGUUUGAGGGCUGCAGGAUUUGCUUUGUUGACAUGGACUAAUGCUUGGAAGGCUUUGGAUGCUGUUGGCGUUGCUGAUUCUCUUCGCCAACAACAUCAACUCAUUGAAAGGAUGGCAGUUGCCUCUGCAAUACCAGGAGAACCCCCUUCAGAGAGAUUACUAAAGACCGAAGGAAAAUAUGGAGACCAUGAAAUCAGAUGUGUGAAAAGGAAGUUACUGAUGGAAGCACUUGAAAGGGAACUACCAAGUGGCACUAUUAGGUACUCCUCGAAGGUGGUUUCUAUUGAGGAAUCUGGGUACUUUAAGCUUGUGCAUCUAGCUGAUGGAACUAUCAUAAAGACUAAGGUGUUAAUUGGGUGUGAUGGAGUAAACUCAGUGGUGGCAAAAUGGCUUGGUUUCAAGAAGCCAGCGUUUGCAGGCAGAUCUGCCAUGAGAGGCUAUGCUGAUUACAAGGGUGGUCAUGGCUUGGAACCCAGGUACCUGGCGUUUUUUGGGAAAGGCAUUCGAUGCGGUAUCCUCCCUUGUGAUGAUCAGACUGUUUAUUGGUUUCUCACUUGGACUCCCUCCAGCCAAGAUGGGGAGCUAGAGGGCAACCCAGAGAAGAUGAAGCAAUUUGUGUUGAGCAAUGUUCAUAUACCUGAUCAAAUAAAGGCUGUUGUACGAGAUACUCCAAUAAACAGUAUCGUAGCAUCACCGCUAAGAUAUAGACAGCCAUGGGAAUUGCUCUGGGGAAAUAUCAGCAAAGGUGGUGUUUGUGUAACUGGAGAUGCCCUCCAUCCUAUGACACCAGAUAUAGCCCAGGGUGGGUGUUCAGCUUUGGAAGAUGGAGUUGUUUUAGCCAGGUGUAUUGCUGAAGCCUUAACUGAAAAGCUAAGCGGACAGAUUGAAGAGAGAAUCAGUGAAGAUGAGAAAUUUAAGAAGAUUGAAAUGGGAUUGAAAAGAUAUGCGAAGGAGAGGAGAUGGAGAAGCUUUGAGCUGGUCAGCACGGCUUAUGUGGUUGGUUUGAUACAACAAAGUGACGGGAUGAUUGUCAACUUCAUCAGAGAAAAAAUUCUUUCAGGCUUUCUAGCCGGUUUAUUGAAGAAGAGGGCUGAAUUCAGUUGUGGAAAGCUCAGGAUUUCUUAAAUGCUAAGGCUUCCAAUCAUGGAGGAAUAUAAAGCUUAUCCUAAUAAAAUGAUCAUGUGAAUCAGUGUCUAUGAUAUGUACAAUAGAAAUAAUUUGUUUGAAGUUAUAAAAAAUGUAAUGCAUUUUCUUUCAAAAACCAAUAAAUAUUCAUAUAUCAUGUGUAAAA
Mangifera indica (mango) is the source of this 1502-nucleotide messenger RNA. Its product is annotated as monooxygenase 2-like. The transcript is spliced from 6 exons. The record is from RefSeq and is a predicted model, not a curated record. The coding region runs from base 98 to 1336 and encodes 412 amino acids. Gene Ontology annotation, molecular function: FAD binding. NCBI's taxonomy places the organism in Eukaryota, Viridiplantae, Streptophyta, Magnoliopsida, Sapindales, Anacardiaceae.